AUGUCGUCGGUCUCACAGACACCACUUUGGGUAUCCUCAAAUGCUGGAAACCACCCGAUUGAUAAGUAUCGACAACGAGUGAACAAGAUAUUCAAUCUCAACCUUCAAAAUUCCCAUCAGCUUCAGCAAUGGAGCGUGAAGAAGCCCCAUGAUUUCUGGAUUGAUUUGUAUAAAUACAUUGGGAUUGUCCCCGAACUUCCUCCUGGUACCACUAGGGCAUACGAUGACACUGUUCCACUCAACUCAAUACCACCAUUCUUCAAGGACAUAGAGCUUAAUUACACGGAGAAUAUACUGCGAGGGAAGAACCCCGAGGCAGUCGCCCUCAUCGGCCUACGGGAAUCUGACCCUCUGAACGGGGAGUUUGUGACCUGGAGUCAGCUCAAUGAAAGGAUACGGGUUGUACGUAGUGCCUUGCUGCAACAUGGGAUCAAGCAAGGUGAUAGAAUAGGUGCUAUAGUAUCAACAUCUAUCUGGAGUGUGGUGCUUCUCCUGGCUUCCGCUUCAAUUGGUUCUAUCUUCUCAUCGAUAUCACCGGACAUGGGAAUCGAGGGCUGUGUAUCUCGGUUCCAGCAGAUAGAGCCUUCCAUUAUAUUUGCCGACAGCGAUAUGUCCUACAAGGGGAAUAGAACGUCGCUUGACGAAAAGAUAAAGGCCGUCAUGCAAAGGCUAUCCAAGUCACUCGUCUUUGUGAACCCAAUUGGUCAUACGAGCAAGUCUUCAUUUCCACUGAUUGGUACAUUUUUAGCAAAGGCUCGAGAUACAGAUGCCCUUGAAUUCACGCGGGUGCCGUUCUCAUGCCCGCUUUACAUUCUCUAUUCAAGCGGAACAACUGGACCACCAAAAUGUCUCGUUCAUCAACACGGAGUAGUUCUGCAAUUGCUCAAAGUAUCCCUCCUUCAUAACUCCCUUGGACCAAGGGAUGUUGUUUUUCAAUACACAAGCACUUCAUGGGUACUGUUCAACAUUAUGAACGGACAUCUUGGUGCAGGGGCAACACUGAUAUGUUAUGAUGGCUCGCCGCUCUGGCCAGAUGCGACCACAAUGUUGAAGAUAUUGGAAAGGUUCAAGUAUGUAUCCAUUGUAUGCAUCAUGUAUCUGCAGUCAGGGUAUCUGACAGUCUCUUUAGGGUAA
Trichophyton verrucosum HKI 0517 is the source of this 1134-nucleotide messenger RNA. RefSeq lists its product as uncharacterized. Gene Ontology annotation, molecular function: acetoacetate-CoA ligase activity. Gene Ontology annotation, cellular component: cytosol. NCBI's taxonomy places the organism in Eukaryota, Fungi, Ascomycota, Eurotiomycetes, Onygenales, Arthrodermataceae. The record is from RefSeq and is a predicted model, not a curated record. The transcript has 2 exons. Bases 1 to 1134 code for a protein of 377 amino acids.